Molecule: messenger RNA, 9853 nt
Organism: Phasianus colchicus (ring-necked pheasant)
Lineage: Eukaryota; Metazoa; Chordata; Aves; Galliformes; Phasianidae
Gene: RRAS2
Product: RAS related 2
Biological process (GO): signal transduction
Cellular component (GO): membrane
Molecular function (GO): GTPase activity; GTP binding
Source: RefSeq, a predicted model, not a curated record
GAGGGAAGGCGGCGGCGGCGGCGGCGGCGGGCAGGGAGGCGCCGGACCUGGCGGCGCUGCCGCGCUCGGCUCCCCCCGGCUCCCCCAUGGCCGCGGGCUGCAGGGACGGCCCGGGGCAGGAGAAGUACCGGCUGGUGGUGGUGGGCGGCGGCGGCGUGGGCAAGUCGGCGCUCACCAUCCAGUUCAUCCAGUCCUAUUUUGUUACGGAUUAUGACCCUACAAUCGAAGACUCCUACACCAAACAAUGUGUGAUAGAUGAAAGAGCUGCACGCUUGGACAUUCUGGAUACAGCUGGCCAAGAAGAAUUUGGAGCCAUGCGUGAACAGUACAUGAGGACAGGAGAGGGUUUUCUCCUGGUUUUCUCAGUCACUGAUAGAGGAAGUUUUGAAGAAAUCUAUAAGUUUCAACGACAGAUUCUUAGAGUGAAAGAUCGUGAUGAGUUUCCUAUGAUUCUAGUUGGUAAUAAAGCAGAUCUGGACCACCAAAGACAGGUGACACAAGAGGAAGGUCAGCAGCUAGCACGACAACUUAAAGUAACCUACAUGGAAGCCUCAGCAAAGAUCAGAUUGAAUGUAGACCAAGCUUUUCAUGAACUUGUCAGAGUUAUAAGGAAAUUUCAAGAACAAGAGUGCCCUCCUUCACCAGAGCCAACACGGAAAGAGAAAGACAAAAAAGGCUGCCAUUGUGUAAUUUUCUGAGAAUCCCAAGAGCCAAGCUAUCAACUGCCAGUUUAUUAUUUUUUUUCUUUCCAUCAUUUUACAUCACUUCUGGUAUUGGUCUAGCCUUAUAUGUGCAUGUCCUAAAAGUGGUCACCAGAAUAGCCUUAGUCCAAGAAGCUGGCAGAAUAGUUCUUGAAGACUCGGUCAUCUUGGGGCAGACUUCACAACAAAACACUAAGGCUGCUUCUUUAAUACCACAGUUCCUUCCUUCUCUCCCUUUAAGAGCUUGCACCUUGUGGAGUUUUAUUCGCAAAGGAGAUGAAACAAAACCGUGUAGGACAAGGUGUUGAAGUCACGCAUAAGUUGUCUCUUGUGAAUUAAUUUAUUUUCACUUCUGAUGUUUCGUUAGCUAUUACAAAGACCUAUAUUGAAUUACAGAGAAUACUUUUAAAAAAUGUGGGUGGAUUGGCUUUUUUGCCCUCAGUUAAAUUAGACUUGAGUAUUCAGCUAGCCUUAAGAAACCUACACUGAAUUUCAUUGUCAGCAAAAUUUUUCAUCUCUUAUUUAUGCUGCAGUUUUAUUUCAGUGGCCAAAACAGUCUACUGUAUUUAUUUUCUGAAUCCAGAACAGCUACGGGAGGAUUACUGCUACUAUUAGAAUAUGGCCAAAUACCUGAGCUCAUUCUGGAUUGAGGCAUUUCAGCUUCUUAUGAAAUUUCACAUCAUUGUUUGGGGGGCGGGGGGGGUAAAAAGAAAAUUGUCUUCCUUUGUAUUUCUGGGUAAGGGAUUAAGGAAAACUAAAAUUGUAGCUGUUUUUUUUUUCAUGUGAUAUAAAAAUGAAUUUGAUCUUUCCAUUGUCAGAGAUGAUUAAAUGUUUUUGCUAUAUACUUUUAUACAUUAUUUUCUUAUCAAACUAGUUAACAAGUAUUUUUAUAUGUUUGUAAGCAAAUAUGCUUUCACAGCAUAACUUGUGUAUAUGUAAAGAUGAGUAUUUAAUUCUCACAGUUCACUUUUAACUGACAAAAUGUGGGAUUUGCCAAACUGUGGUAAACUUCUCCUUACUCUCCUGGUUAUACCCAUGAAUGGCCAAUUAUGUGCCUGCCCAACGCACCCAUAGAGUAAAAUCUAGUGUUGUUUUAAUCAAUUUCAGUACCCUUUACUAAAGACUGACCAUUAUGUGAACUAUUAAACUGUAAGACUUUUAACUGAUUGUUUAGUUAAACCGUGGAUGGUUGUUUUAAUUUUCAGUUCUGUGGAUUGUGUUUAAACAAUUCAAGAGUAUGUUCCCUGAUAUUGAAAUACUGAGUGGUAUUGCACAGUUGUCACCUUACUGAAUGUGUCCAACAGUUCUUUGAAACUUGAUUAUUAAGCAAACCCUUGUAUAACUUCAGGUGCUAGAAUUAAAGAUGAUCUAACCAUUAUCAGGGGGUAAGCAUAUUGCCUCUUUCUGACUCUUCUAAAACCUGGUUCUUUUUGGAGGGUGGGGGAACGAAGGAGGUGAUGGAAUCUAAUUAGGAGAUUAGUGUGCACAUCCACACGACUUUCUUCAAGCUUGAAAGUGAAGUCAUCUUAAUUGUGAUAGAUGGUAAAAGCUGGCAUUUAUUUUGACUUAAAAUGUGUGAUCAGCAGUCUGCUCUACAAUUCCACUGUGCUUCCAGCUGUGCUGUCAGGUGCUGUGCCAUAAAUCUGCAAUGUCUGCUGAGAAAGCAGUGUUGAAACAAGUUCUGGUUACCUUUCCUGCAGCCAAGCAUUAGACCUCGAAGCAACACUAGAGCCAUGCAGAGCAGAGGAAUUCAGAGACAGUCAGGCUGUGUAAUUCUGAGUUUGAGAGAGUGAGUAGCUCUUCCUUCCUCCCUUGAAGUAAAGUUCCUGGGCAGUGAAAGUCUGCGUAUGAAUAAUGUGUAAAAAAUUCAAAGCAGGAGUUAUGGUGAAAGUACAUUUGGGAGAUGGAUUACAUUUUUCAAGUCAAAUGUAAGAAAUUACAGCCUGUAGCAAAGAUCAUGUGUUUCAUUGUCUCUAAUAUGAAAAGCUCUCUGGAGUCAAGUCACUAACUGUAGAGUAUUAGAAUGAGUUAAGACAACAAAUUGCAGCUUGCACAUUGAGGCUAAAGCUGUGAGGUGCAAGUAUGGUUAUUAAGUUUCAUCUUAUUUUUUUGGCAGCUCGCUCAUGAGAGAUUGAUCUUAAAAUAAAGCUGCUGCAUAUAUAAGUCUUUUAAUAUGUAACUAAUUCACAGAGAAAGUGGAGAGCACCACACCCUUGCAUUUCCUCGUAUGUAAAGCAAAAUUGCUUUGAGGUGGUUGAUGCUAAGCAGCCUGCUCCUGUAAACACAAUAAACUUCAACAAGCUACUCAGAAGUGGGAAUGGAAAUUUGCUCUGAGAGUUUGAAGCAAUGUGGUAAUUGAUCCUGUUUUUCUGACUUGCCAUUCCUACUCGGUAGCAUUAGCUGCAACUGGUCGUUGUGUUCAAAGGUAAUGAAGGAAAAUGCUGCUUCAGUCCCCAGUGUGAGUUUGCAAAGUACAACGGGGACCUUGUUGGCCUUCUGACAGUAGAGCUGACAACAGUAGCUCCAAGCUGUACACCUCGGGCUAUUUGUGAAUUGACAUUGCCACCUGUAGGAUAGCAUUUCAGAUGACAGCAUAAAGGAAAGCUUUUUGAGCCUUCACCUGGCAGAAGAAAUGCUUAAAGUUGUCACUUUUUUUUGUAGCCGUUUCCACAUCUAUAAAUCAUUGAAGUUCAUGCUUAAUGAGUUUGGGGUGCUUAAAACAUAUCCAUGAACGACCUGCUCCUGCUAGGGCACAGAGAAGAAGGUCUGGGUCUUUGUUUCAAAGCACAAAAUAACUCUCCUCGUUUCAGAAUCUGCAGCUCCUGAGACUGCUGCUUGCCUGGAGGACUAGGAGUGACUUGCUUAUAGGUAAAAGCCUUUUUAUAAAAUUGGAAAAGUUUUAUGGGUUGGUCAUCCAUAACUGGGGAAGAGCACUUCCCUGUAAGAAAGUUUUAGUUCCGUAUCCCUGCUUUGAUUAAUGGAUUUCCUUUCUCUGACUUAAAUGUUCUGCAUCAGUACUCGUGUACUAGUAACAUGCACAAGUAAAGAGGAUUUCCAGAGGUACUGCAUUACCUCCUCUUAAAUCUGCUGCUUUUUGUGGUACGGCCUGUUGUGGUGAAGUAGAACUGCUGGUACUGAUGACAAUUAGAAAAUUACCUUGAUUGCACAGGAAAGAGAAAAAUAAAAAUAAUGAGAGGAUGACUGGCUGAGUCUGUUUCCAGCCUGCUGCACUGGGUGUCUGCAGGGACUGCCUCCCUGCAACCAGUCAGUCAGUACAGCAAAAUUGCAAAGCUGUGUAGGAACAUGAAGUGGACGAUCCUCCCAUCAAAGUUGUUCUGCUAUUUUGUCUUUUUUCAUUAAUAAAAAUUUGCACUGUCCUGCAGUGCAGAGUACAUAGGCAAUGCCCUCCCUCUUCCUGCACAAAAAAAAAAAGGGGAAGAUUGCUGUUCCUCUCCCUGAUGACACUGAUUGUUACCGUUGGCUGUGUAGCAGUGCUCCAUGUUUAGGCUGUCAAGCAGGAGGGCUGAAAUAGCCCCAGCACUGCAGCCAUUGCUGAGUGGGGUUCCCCCACUGUCUUAUCCUGUAAUGAGCUCAUUUCAAACAGAAGAUUCCUGAAGUCAGUCACUACUGGCUGAGCACCACCUGAAGUUACCCGGACUUAUUGAGAAGUGUGGUGCCUGGAGAAGCUCAGGAAUCUGCUAAGCAGUUUCUUUGCUUGCUAAGGAUUUGUUCGCUUGAUUUAGGCAUAGAUUUUGGUAGCCUUGUACUGUCCCAUGCUCUAGCCUGAGUGCAGGCAUGCAGCACAUCAGGUGCAGAUGUGGGAAAGUAGGACUGCCUUAGCGACCUUUUGCUGGGAAGGCAAAGUGCUUUAAACGAGGAGCAGCAGAUUUUGAAAAGACAGCAGACUAAAUUACAACGAGAGCAUAAAUCCCUGAGAUGCCAUUGCGAAUGUGUGCUGUGCUUGCUUUGUGUAGCUGUGCUGGGCUUUUGCAGUGAGACCACAGCUAUUUUGGAGAGUUUGAGAGCUUUUUGUGGAUGGAACAUGAAGAGUAGAUGGUGUCCCACACCACAGCUAGAUUGGAUUAAUGUGUGUAAUAUAAUUCGUGGUAUUCCUGAGACAGCCCGCAAACAGCGUGCAGAGCUGAAUGCAUCUUCUUAUUGCUGGAAUGCGAGUUCUAAUCAGCACAGCUACUUUUUAAACUGGAUCAUGUGAACUGAAGUGGGGUACGAGGAGUAUUUGGCACUCAUUAAUCAGUACUGACAGUACUUCAUGCAUUAUUUUGUUCUUUAAAAGUGCUUCUGACAAGGUUCUGACACUGCAAAGCCCAGGCACUGAGAAUUCUAGCAGUAUUAAAACCUCUUGGCUCCUCACCUCUGAGUCCUAGACAUUAAUUAACCCAUAUUAUGGCAAGUUUUCAUUUCAGCUGAACCUGGCUGAAGAGUGAAUUGUCUGAAUGCAUCCCACGUUCCUCACGAUGAAUAAAAAUGAAUGAACUUACACCAGUGAUGUAAAUGUCUUAUAUUCCUUAAAGUCUUUGGUCAAGUUGGCCUUCAAGACCUAUCUGGGACCGUGCAUCCAGUCCACUACUGAAACAAGGCAAGGUGAGAACACAUGGGCAGCUUUCCUCUGACAGCCACAGUGUCACACAUUGACUUGCAUGUGGCUUGAGGGGGCAAUGUCCUCAUGGGGCCCUUUGCGUGGAGUUACUGUGCUUACAGGCAAGGUAAAAAUGGAAUACAGGAAAUAUAACAAAGCAUAUAAAUAAUAUGAAAGAGGGCCAUGUGUCAGUGCCACUUCAGAGUAUUUUGUUCUGUGAAGUCUGAAUAGCUAGGGGAAAGGAGAAGCGUUUAUAAAUAGUUCUGUAGAAAUCUGUAUGGAAAGAAGGUAGGACGUUUGCAAUCCAAAGCACUAAAUGCAUGUUCAAGUACAAUGUCUUAAUUUCUAUAUGGUCUGCCAGAGUUUGGUUGUGUUGGGAAUGCAGGAGCAAAACAGAGCUGGUAAUGUUUGACUGUCGUCAGCCACACGUGUGGUUUGCAUCCAGAAAGUUAUCUGAGCAGUGGGAGGCUGUGCAUAAGUGAGGGAUCUAAAUGAGGAUUGCUGUUAGUGGGAGGUAAAUGCAGUCACAUUGUCUAGGUGCCAGUUCUGACAUUCUCUUGAGCAGGGAAAUCUGAACGCAGUAUCAACCGUUGACAGUGGAACAAAAUUUGAAUAUUUCUUUCCUUCCUGCUUCCAGACUUUGUGUUUUCACACCAAGUCCACGUGUGCUUUAAUAUCUUGUACAGCCUGCCUAUCUCUCCUUGCUUCACAGAAUGUCAUGUUCCUCAACUGCUGGUUUUUGGUCUCAUUUUAAAGGGUGUUCAUCCCUAUCUGUUCUCUUGGGAGACUGAGCCCUUCUGUGUCUCAAGAUGAUUUUUUGUGUCUGCAAAACAAUGAAGUGCUUUGAUGCAUUUAUGGAGUGAUGUGUUGACAACACGAACCGAUAGCUUCUACUUACAAGCUCAUCCCUCUCGUUUGAAAAGCUUUGAGUCAUUUUGAGAACUAUGUUUUCAAAAGCACUGCUUCCUUAUGUAACUUUCUCUUCUAACACCACUUCUGAAAUCUCCUGUAAUUCCAUUUUAUGUCCUGGAAGGGAAAGGGAAUUGAGAAUAUCUCAUGUUCUGACUGUUUUGGCACAUCUUUGUCUUGCCGAUUGCUAGUGUGCAAGUUGCACACUGAAGGUGCUCACCUCUCUAGACCAGUUGUCUCUGAACUCGUUUUCUGCUUGCUCUCCUUCUGUAACAUGAAAAGGAAGAUAGACCUGUUCUUGUUUAUCUUAACCGACUUCAGAGCAUCAGAUUCCCCAUUAUGACAGCUAGCUGCACAGUGCUAUCCACAUCUAAUUCCACACUUGGUUGGUUUUGUAAGAUGUCUGGCAAGACAUCCCACGCUGUCAAGUCCUGAGAGCUGGGCUCUCUCACUGCUGAUCUCUUGUUCUGCAGUGAGCUGCUCUGUUGUAACCUUAUCACUUCUCAUGUCUUCGGAGGGCAAGCAGAGAGCAGUCCACCAUUUCCUAGUUUUGCCAUGGCAGCCAUCUGGGUUCUUGUUACCACGCUGCUCUGCAGACAGGUCUGCCGUGCUGUCUCAUUUGUUUGCUGUCUGUAAAUAGAGAAAUCUGUAAGGGUGUCAAUGGUUGCGUGCAAAAACACAGCCAAAGGAAGUAUUAGCAGUUGUUUGCUUCUGAAUCAUGAAGGCAGGAGGAGCCCUGGAGGAGCAGCACAGGGAAUGACACAUAUAACACAGGGUGGAGGUUUGAAAUACCUUCUGGCUAUAAGCUCUGUGCUGGGACCGGUGCCGUCAUUCCUACUGGAAUUGGAGGAGUGUCUGAACUUUCAGCAUCUCACAGCGCUCAGCCAGGCGGUGCUGAGGGCUGGGACCAUCCCUUGGGUAGAGCCUCACUGCUGCUGUGUGGUGCUGCAGACACUUGGCCAUCCCCUUUUGGAGGUCGGUUGCAGCAGAGGGGUCACUUCGCAAUGUAAUUUUUCGGAUAACUGAGAUACCAGUCCUGAGGAAAGAAUGCAGUACAAAAACAGAACCAGCAGAUGGAGACUGGAAUCAAGCUUCUUUUUUUUCCCCACAUAUUACUGAAGGCUUCUGUAGCAGUCCAUCAGCACAGCCUCGAGUUUGUUGUAUGCCAUUUCCCACAUUUAGAUACUGUCAGGAUGAGCAGGGGAUGAAAGCUAACAAGCCAGUACAGGGCUGCUGUAGCAAUUAGGACUGUAUAAAUGGAUAAAAGCAGCACGCAGUCCUCUGUGGGACACUGACAGGCAGUGUAUAUACACGUCUGCCCAUUGUUUCUUGGUGGCUGUUGGGAAAGUCAUAGUGCUUCAAUUUCCUUUCUGUAAGAUUUAAUGAUGCUGACUCCUCUGUAAGGUGCUUUGGGACUGUGGGAUGAAGUUGUUUAUUAUAUUGGAAAGAAACUAAAAUUGUAAUGAUUGUAGUAAGGAACCUUUAGAAGCACUAUUAGCCUUUUGAAAGAAAGAUUAAAUACAGAAAUAUGAUGGAUACAAUGGUUUCAGGCUCUUAACGCUCUAAAUGCUCAAUUUUUCAGAUAAAAUUGUUAAGCCCAAUUUGAUGAGCUUUUGUUUUGGCAUGAGAAAAACCAAACAGCAGCAGCCCUCCUUCCUUCAUUCCCCAAUAGAAAAUAUUAUACUACCUAGGGCACUGCCUUGUGGCAUCCCUGGUGUAGAUGUGGAGUACCUGGAGCCUCCUCUGCCCAUCCCCGUGGUGUGUUGCCUCCUUAUGGCUAGCUAAGGAUACAGUGUACCUUGCAGCCCCCCAAAAAUGGUGUAGCAUUUCUUCUCACUCAUCUGAAGAUAUCAGAUGGGUACAGAGGUGUCCCCUUGGCUGUCACUGCUGACAUACAGCAUCUUGUGUUGCUCGAGAUCAAGCACAGCUAGGUGCAGAAGCAAGAAAUGGUCCAUACAAAUGACUGAGGCUCUCAAUUCCUACAUGUGCCAGAAGAGAAACUGAGUAGCUCUAGACUCUGUCUACCUUCUGAGCAUCGUCCCAUCCAGACAGCAGCCUGAGGGCAUGGACAAAUCCCUUUGCGUCACUACGAAUUAGCGGUGGAAGGAGUCAUAAUCUUAUUGAGGAACUGCUUUGUCUGUGGAUGGAAAGCAGUCAGAGCAGUGUGGAGUGGCACAGCCUGCAGCCCUGCGUUGGGGAGCUCAGCCCCAGCCCUCCACUGGGCACACUGACACAAGUUUUGGGUUUGUCUCAGUGCCUUUCCUGUUAGACAGACACUGAGAUCUGUCUGUCCUUCAGAGCUCACCUGCUGGCUGUGCUGUAUAAAGAGAAUCACCUGCAGCUGCACGGAGAGGCAUCUCCUCUAGGAGGUGGUUGGUCAUGGACACAAUAUUUUGCUGGGAAAUUUCCUGUGCCCCAAACAUGUGCUUCCACCCCAUUAUAUUUCAAGAACACCCAACCUGAAGCUGUUCUCUGCUGGGUUUUUUUGACUUGUUGUUGAAGACGUUCAGCAUCAUCCAGUGACUCAGCAGGUAGUUUUCCACUCCCUUGCAGCAUGCUGUACACCAGCACGGAAGGUCAGGGACACAGUCUGUCUGCCUCAGCUCUGUUGCCUGUUUAAUGUCUGUGGUAAUUUCAAUGUCUCGAGGCAGUGUUCUUGCUCAGUGUAGUACUUGCUCAGUGCUCUGUCUGAAAGUGCAGCAGCAGUGAGCCCCAGGGGGGAGCUGAUGAAAUGAGAAGCCUCUCACUGUUGGCUGUCAAAGAAUACGCAGUGAAGGUUUGACAUGGAGCAUGAAAAAAGAGACUUAGACUGGUCCUACUAGCCUACCAGGAAGGGGUUAAGGGCUUGACCCAUCCACCUUCCCAAAAUAAAGACGAAAUGAAAAUACUUGUGGCAAAUUUAAGGAGAAAGAGGGUUUAACAUGAACUCAGUGGACUGAACAGUGAAUGACUAAGUGUGUAUCCCACGUCUAUGAAUUUCUUUCAGCUUGAAACAGGUUCCUUCCACCAUGGUGCUGUGGCCAUUGCUUUCAGCCUGCUGCCCUCCACGCAGCUUUGAAGGAGAAGCACUCUGGACCUGGUUGUUUGUGACACCUGGGGCGUGCUCACCUUUGUUUCUGAUGCUGAAAAACCAUUAAUAGUGGGAUGCAAAAUGAUGGCAUCCCGACCACGUGCACCCAUAGGACUCAGAAUGGCGAUUGUGUUGGAAGGGACCUCAAAGAUGAUUUAGUUCCAACCCCAUGCUGUGGGCAGGGUUGCUGCCUACUAGAUCAGACACUACAUCAGUUUGCCCUGAUAGUAGCGUGGAGUAUUGAAAAUGGAUGGAAAUACUUGAUCUGAUUCUGAGAAAAUCACACACACACACACAAAAGAAGCAGGCAGCUGGGGAUGAGCACAGGAGAGGGCCACGCAGUGCUGCUUGCUGCCCUGCGUUGUGUCUCACACAGCCAGCCCCAGGCGUGGGAGCUUCUAGCUGCAGGAGCCGUGGUGGAUGAGAAACGCGGCUCGUGUCCGGCUGAUUGCUGUCUGCCUGAAGGAUCCCUGCUGGAAAGAGUCGGGGACGGCAGCGGGUUGGGAGAUGGCUGAUGUCAGCGCGAUGGGCCCGUAUCUGUGGCAACCAGAAUAAAUAAAUAAAAAAAAAAAAAAA